AAUGUGAGGAUGAAAGAUGUUGUAUACAUGUGGGAUACCAAUCGAUCUCAAAACAUUCGCACAGAAACUCAAACCUUUUAUUUUACAAAUUCUAGUGGUUAUCCAAUAGAAGUAAGUAAUUGCUCACAACCAAUUAAUAUAACAAUUAAAAAUAAACCUGAAACAAUGAAUGGGGAAAAUAUAUCUUUAUAUAUGCCUAACGAGGCAUACCAAGUUACCCUUUCAAUAUCAUCAGGAUGUAGGAUGCUUCUAAAGUUUAUUUUCAAAAAUGAUGAAAAUAAUUUAACAAAUCUUGUUGUUUACAUUCAGUAUGGAAAAGUUGCAACGAAACUUGAUUAUGACAUAAGGCUCAAUAUUUCUAUUAAAGAGGGUGUUAUUUUGAAAAAAAAUAACAAAGUAACCAACACAGGUGUUUUAGGUUUAAAAAACAAAAUAGAUGAAUACUCAACCAGAAUUGUACGACGAAAUCAAGAUGCAUUACUUCUUACCGAUGGUGCAAUAAUGUUAUGGAAUUUCAAAAGUUCUACAUACUCAUUCUUAAACAAAAGUGAACUACAUUUAAUGUUUUUAUAUUCUGGUCCAAUGCCAGCUAAAAGGAUAGUUCAGAAUACAUAUAAUUUUGAUGAGACAGAGUACUCUGGGAAGUUUGAUUAUGAAAUGAAAUCUUUUUGUAUUGAAUGUAAUUACUGGAAUAAAGAUACAAACAAAUGGAUGUCUGAUGGAUGUCAGCUUGAUGUUCAUCACACAAGUUUUUUAAUGACAAAAUGUAAAUGCAAUCAUUUGACAACUUUUGGCGGCUUUUUUGUUGCUCCCAACCCUCUACCAAAAUUUUCUAUAUCAAAAUUCAAAAAAGGAUAUGCAUUACUUUUAGCAGUUUUAACAGUAAUUUUCUUAUGGUUACUUGGACUGGUAAUUACUAGACGAAUGGACAGAAAAGAUAUUUUAAAAAUUGGUGUUUGUCCACUUGCUGAUAAUAAGGAUGAAGAUACUUACUUGUAUCAAAUAAUUGUAAAUACUGGUACUCGAAAUAAUGCUGGCACUAAAUCAAACAUUUUUUUUACUGUUGUUGGUGUAAUAAAUGACAGUGGAGUAAGACAUUUAAAAAAUCCCGAAAGAGAAUGUUUUCAAAGAUCAAGUUGUGAUGUAUUUAUUAUGACUACCCAGAAUACACUUGGUGAUUUAGAUUUUAUUAGAUUGUGGCAUGAUAAUAGUGGUGGAGGUUGGUACCUUAAAAAUGUUAUAAUUAUUGAUCUACAAACUGAAAAAAGGUUUAUUUUUACUGGUCAUUGCUGGAUUGCUGUGGAUCGUGGUAUGUGUAAGCUAGAUCGUGUGAUACCUGUAACAUCAUUUGAAGAGUCGUCCAGUUUCGUUUUUAACUUUAUAAGCAAAUCACAGCUAAAAUUACAUGAUGAACAUUUAUGGUUUUCAAUCUUUUUUCGUUCUCCUAAAAGUAAUUUUACCAGAAGUCAACGAUUAUCUGUUGCAGUAUCUUUAAUUCUGACUUCCAUGAUGGUAAGCACAAUGUUUUAUCAGCGUGUUUCUCCUGAAGAUCCAGCUGUAGAAAAUAAAGCUGAAAACUUUGUUUUGUCAAGGACGCAGAUUUAUGUGGUAUUAAUUUCUACUUGCAUCAAGUUUCCAGUAAAUUUUUUACUAGUGAAGUUAUUUCGCUCAAUAAGACAGUUUCCAGAAAAUGCUUUGCACAAUUGCUUAUCUUGUAAUAAAAACAAUAUUACUCAAAAAGAGUCACACUCUUGUAAACAUCUUCUUGAAAACAACAAUUCACAACCAAACAAAAUUAAAUUGAGCAUUUUGAUUGAAAGAUACAAAUUGUACAUUGCAUGGUUUAUAUGUGCUGGAAAUAUUCUUGCUUGUAGCUUUAUUAUUUUAAUGUAUGGAAUUGAAUUUGGAAAUAAAAAAUCAUUAAAUUGGUUAGCAUGCAUCACUAUUGAUUUUUUUAAAGGGAUACUUGUAUUGGAACCGUUAAAAAUUUUUGUUGUGGUAGUUGUUUUGAUUCUUGUUGUAAAGAAGUUUGACGAUGAAAAAGAAAAAAGUGAAGUUGAGAAGCAAGGUAAAAUAUUGGCGUUUGAUGAAAGUUGGCUCCACAAGCCUAAACCGGAAAUAAGCAUUGAUAGUAAUCGCAUUACAAUGCAACCUCUUGAUUAUUCUACAGUAAAAAAGAUGAGAGAGCAAAGUUUAAAGUACCAGAAGAUGCGCACUAUUGUUACAGAAAUUAUUUUGUACAUUUUUUAUUCAUGUUUGGUGUUCUUUAUUGGUUAUUGUUCUCAUGAUAAUCUCACUUGUUAUCAAACUCUCAAUGUGCAAGAACUUUUCAAUUUGAAAGUAAGGUUUCCAGCAAAUCCAAACAUUCCAAUAUUUCAUAGUAAAGUAUUUAACCAGAUUCAGUCCUCGCAAGAUUUUUGGUAUUGGAUGGAAGAGUUUUUUCUACCACAAGUUUUUCCUGAACCUUGGUAUAACGUAGGUGGUUUUUAUGCGAAUACAGAUAUGAAACUUUUUCCAGGAAAACAAUUUUUAAAUGAUCUUACCUCAAAAAUUGUGAACGGAAUACGAAUUAGACAAGUUCGUGUGAAGCCAAACUCUUGUACAAAAGCCAACUCAAUUGCUAAGUUCACUUCUCUAGACUGUUUGUCUCUUUAUAAAACUACAUUAGAGGAAACAAGAGGUUUUGAUUUGAAUUGGACUAAUCCUAAACAAUAUAACUCUACAAUCAAUACUCUGACAAUGCCUUGGAGGUAUCAAACUUGGCAAGAACUUGAUGGGUAUCCAUUUGCAGCUAGUUUAGACACUUACUAUGGUGGUGGUUAUGUCAUAGAAUUAUUUUCUAAAUGGAAAAAUCAAGUUAUACUUGCUCAAGCAAAAAAACAGAGAUGGAUUGACAGACAAACACGAGCUAUAAUAAUUGAGUUUGCUUUGUUUAAUGCUGCUACUAAUUAUUUCAACAUGGUUACAAUGGCUUUAGAGUUUCUAGCUUCUGGUGGAGUUGUUCCAACUUUUUCUGUUCAAACAUUUAAUUUGUAUGCAUCAAUGACUGGAUCAAAGACUAUGUUGUGUUCUCAUAUUUUGUUCAUCUUGAUAAUUAUAUUGUUUAUAAUUCGAGAAUCUCACUUUUUAUAUCGAGCUGGCUGUAAAUACUUUAAAGGGUUUUGGAAUUUAGUGGAAGUUGCAUUGAUAAUACUUUCUAUUAUUGCUGUGGGACUUUUCUUUUAUAAAGAUUAUUUAGCCAAAGGCUUAUUGCGACGAGUUCUAAAUAAAAAGCCGCAGGUGUUUAUCAACUUUCAGUUUGCAUCUUACUGUGAUAUGAUGUAUAUAUCGAUUGUCUCACUCAAUGUUUUUUUCGUGACUUUGAAGUUUAUUAAACUGUUGCAGUUCAGUCAUCAUGUUUCAAUGAUAUCUUAUACUUUGAAAGCUGCAUGGUAUCCUUUAUCAAUGUUUGGAAUUGUCUUCUUUAUUGUUUUAUGCUCAUUUGUUACAUUUUCUAAUAUCGCCUUCGGUGCAGUAUUGGGUGAAUACAAGACGUAUCUCGAAGCCAUAAUUACUACGGUUUCAUUAUUGUUGGGAAAAUUUAGAUUUAAUCAAUAUAGAAGUGUUAACGGUGUUCUAGGCCCAAUUUUUUUUUUUGGUUUUAAUGUUUUAGUAAAUUGGAUCAUAAUGAACAUAUUCAUAUCUAUUUUAAACGAUACUUUCAGCAUUGUUCGUGCAAAUCCUGAAUACAAAAAUUAUCAUUAUGAGAUGGUUGAUUUUAUAUUAAAUCGCGUUAGAGGUUGGUUUAAAUUUAGACAGAAAAAGCCAAAGACUAAGACAAGAACACAUUUAAAAAGAAAUGUUUACCCAAAAAGUAAAGUUAUACAGUUAGUGCAAUAUGAUAGAGAGCUUUCAACAAAAAAUGACGCCGAGUGUCCAACAGCGCACAAUCGGGAUCGUCCUCGAGUUACUUUAGAAAAUUUUUUUAACAUUCAGAAUAUUGGUUUUAUAGAAAAAGUGCAAAAUAAAGACUUAUAUGCUGGCGAAUCAACAAACACUUCAUUCGAAGAUUUAUUCUCAAAAUUCAAUUACUUAUUAAAUGAGAGUAAACUUGAUAUGGAAAUAAGUGAAACAAUCGAUCAAAUAUUCGAUGAAGAUUUAUUCACAAAGUUUAUCGAUCGGAUAAAGAAUGUUCAUUGUAAUAAGAUAAAAAAAGUCAAACGUAAAACAAUAAACCAAGUUAAAAUAACGGACAUAGAGGAGGAGAUAAUUUAAUAUUUAA
This is a messenger RNA of Hydra vulgaris (swiftwater hydra), 4261 nucleotides long. The record is from RefSeq and is a predicted model, not a curated record. Lineage: Eukaryota; Metazoa; Cnidaria; Hydrozoa; Anthoathecata; Hydridae.